AGUCGAGAAUGCGCGUAAGCACACCGCGCACGCGCACUCGCUACGAAAAGCUCGCUCUAUUUCGAAAUACAACGCGAAGUGAAAUUAGUUAAAUUUAAAUCCGUGAACACAGUUAUUUUAAUAUAUUUUAGUACUGCUUAGUAUUAAGGAAAUAUGGCUUCGCAAGCCAUAUGGAAGCGAGUGCUAGUGCUUCUUGUGGCUGUAUCCGCUUCAUAUUCGCUAACAUUGGACGAAGAAGCCACAAAUGAUGUUAUUGCAGCAGCAUCAGCAUCGGAAGACGGUCAAAUAGCAAUUUUAGUCAGAGGUCCAUCUAAUGUUGACACAGGACGGGAGGAACUAUUACACGCAAAAGGAACUGACGACAAUUCUAUUUCGCUGUUUUAUAAUAAAAAGAGUAAUAAAGUUUCUCUCGAGAGUCUAAACGGAGGCCAUAUUAAAUCUGUUUCAUGGAGCCUAGAUUCGAACCAUCGAGGUAACGUUCUUCUUGUUAUAACACACUCGAAAGUGAAGAUUUUAACAAGCUGUAAAUCACUAAAUUGGCACACCAUGUCCGGCAGACAUGACGUUUUAAAAUUAUUGGCUAGCCAGAAGUUGAAGUUGUAUCACGAAGAAAAUGCACCAGUCGAAGUAUACGGUAAUGAAAAAUCAGCCUUGGACUCUUUGAGUUGUAAUCACGAAGAUGCUUUAAAACCACCAAGUUCCAUGACAGUAGACUCAGAUGUAGAAGAAGUUAAAGAUUUCAUAGAAAAAGAAGAAAGGUUUAAACAGGAAGAAGAAAUGCAAGGAGAUGAUCCAAGAAACAAUUACAUUGAUCCAAAUAUUUACGGACCGUUGCCGCAACCUACAACUCCUGGAAGAGGUGACAUUCCUGCAACGGAUAUAGAAUCCUGUGAUGAUGAGGUGAUCCGUCAAUUGAAAUUUCUUCGCCAAACCAUAGAACUGCUACGUCGUGAAUUAGAUAAUCAGAAGGGAAAUAUAGACAAUCUUCGAAAUGAACUUCGUAUCUGCUGUAAUCGUGUUCCACCUACGCCUCCAGUGGAAAGAUGCUCUGGCUCUUCAUGCUAUCCUGGCGUACAAUGUCGGAACACGGCGAGUGGGGUGGAGUGCGGGCCGUGUCCUCGAGGCAUGGAGGGCGACGGGCGACGCUGCAGACCUGUGUCCUGUGACCGGAGGCCUUGUUCGCAGGUCGAAUACUGCAUUGAUUCUGAACAAGGAUUCCGGUGUGAGCGAUGUCCGGGCAGACAGACUAGUGAUGGUCAGACUUGUCGCUCUGCCUGCAGUGCGAAUCCAUGCUUUGGAGGACGUGUUCAGUGUCUAGAUCUACCAGAUGGCAGAUACCGCUGUGGUGCUUGCCCUUCUGGUUAUACUGGUAACGGGGAAGAAUGUAUCAGAAUUUCAUGUCGACCGGACUCAUGCUUUCAAGGCGUAGAAUGUCAAGAAACGUCCUCUGGUCCACAUUGUGGUCCUUGCCCUGCUGGGUACUUAGGUGAUGGACGGCGAUGUCAGAACUUAUGCGAUGCUAGGCGACCUUGUGGAGAGAGGCGGUGUACGCCUACUUCAACCAGCCCUUACUACCAAUGUGAAGGGUGUCCUAAAGGGUUCGAGUGGAACGGUUACGCAUGUGUGGAUAUGGAUGAGUGUGACCUGAUCAGACCAUGCGACGAGUUGGUCUCAUGCAGGAAUAUCGAGGGCGGGUUUAUCUGUGGUUCGUGUCCACCCGGCUAUGUCGGCAGUUCAGGCUGGAGUGGAGCGGGAGAUGAGCGCCGUAGGGAGAGCUGUACUGACAUUGAUGAGUGCUCUCAGAGAGACAUCUGUCCACGUGGCCGGCUUUGUGUUAACACUCCUGGUUCUUACACAUGUGUACCUUGCGGUGGACAUUAUUACGUGAACACGUCGCGUCCCUGUAUCGAAGUGGAAGAACUGCGUCAGCGCUGCGACCCUGCACGCUGUCGCCGAUACAACGCUGUGUGUGGAUUUGGUCUUAACUGUGCUUGUGCGACCGGUUGGGCAGGAAAUGGUACAGUAUGCGGUCCAGAUAGUGAUUUAGAUGGUUAUCCAGACCAUCAGCUGCCUUGCUCGGAACUCAACUGUAAAGCUGACAAUUGUCCACAAAUAUCUAACUCCGGUCAAGAAGACGCUGAUAAGGAUGGGAUUGGUGACUCUUGUGACCCUGAUGCUGACGAUGAUGGCAUUCCAAAUAUACCGGACAAUUGCCCACUCAUUUCGAACCCGGAUCAAUUAGAUCGGGAUGUAGACAGAAGUGAUAAACGUGGAGAUUUGUGUGAUAACUGUCCCAGCCGGUUUAACCCGGGACAGGAAGACGUGGAUAGGGAUGGAAUUGGAGACGUCUGCGACCCUGAUAUGGACGAUGAUGGUAUUCCAAACGAGCACGACAACUGCCCCCGAGUAUAUAACCCUCAACAGGAAGAUAUGGACGGCGACUCUAUUGGCGAUCUCUGCGACAACUGCCCGCGAGUCCGGAACCCGUCUCAAGAUGACGCAGAUAGAGACAACGUUGGCGACGCGUGCGACAGCGAUGUGGACCGGGAUCAGGACGGUAUUCAAGACGGUAUAGACAAUUGUCCGAAUUUAGCGAACAGUGACCAACAGGACGUUGAUAAUGAUGGUAAAGGGGACGUUUGUGAUGAUGACAUCGAUGGUGAUAACAUUCCCAACUUGGAAGACAACUGUCCUUUGGUGUACAACCCGGACCAAGCAGAUGCUAAUGGUGAUAGUGUGGGCAACGUCUGUGAUAACGACUUCGAUGGAGACAAUGUGACAAAUACGCUCGACAACUGCCCGAACAAUUCAAAAAUAUUCCGCACUGAUUUUAGGAAUUAUAUGACAGUACGACUAGACCCUGAAGGGACAUCGCAGCAAGACCCCAACUGGGAGAUAGCUAACGAAGGUGCUGAAAUUUUGCAAACACUUAAUUCAGACCCUGGACUUGCGGUAGGGUUCGAGAAUUUUGGAGGAGUUGACUUCGAAGGAACUUUAUUCGUAAAUACUCAAGUUGAUGAUGAUUAUGUUGGAUUUAUAUUUGGCUACCAAAAUAAUAAACGGUUCUACGUGGUAAUGUGGAAAAAGAACACACAGACGUACUGGUUGACCACGCCUUUUAGGGCUGUAGCCGAACCCGGGAUUCAGCUCAAGUUGGUCAACUCUAAGACUGGUCCUGGGAAGACAUUGCGGAAUGCUCUCUGGAAUACUGAAUCUACUCCAGACCAGGUGACACUUCUCUGGAAAGACCCCCGCAAUGUUGGUUGGCGUGAAAGAACCGCGUAUCGCUGGAGACUGCUCCACCGUCCCAAGAUUGGUCUCAUCCGCCUCAAGAUCUACGAGAACAACCGACUGGUUGCUGAUUCUGGAAACGUUUACGAUUUUACCUUGAAAGGCGGUCGUCUUGGAGUCUUCUGCUUCUCACAAGAACUGAUCAUUUGGUCCAACCUUGUGUAUAGAUGUAACGAUAAAAUUCCAACGAACAUCGUGUCGGAGCUACCGCCAAGGCUACUUAAGAAAUUGGAUGUAGAUCACGAUUUUGUUUAUUUGUAGUCAUAAAAUAUAAUAAAAAUAUUGGCACAACAUA
Melitaea cinxia (Glanville fritillary) is the source of this 3586-nucleotide messenger RNA. RefSeq names its product cartilage oligomeric matrix protein (gene Tsp). Gene Ontology annotation, biological process: cell adhesion. The record is from RefSeq and is a predicted model, not a curated record. The coding region runs from base 154 to 3552 and encodes 1132 amino acids. Gene Ontology annotation, molecular function: calcium ion binding. Gene Ontology annotation, cellular component: extracellular region. Lineage: Eukaryota; Metazoa; Arthropoda; Insecta; Lepidoptera; Nymphalidae. The transcript has 21 exons.